GAGCCUUAGCCCAGCCAAGAUGCUGCUGCUGCUGGAGCUCCUGGUUUCCCUCUUUCUCUGGAGCAUCCCCCAGGCUAGAGCAGGACCAUCCAAUGGCCACGAGAUCAGCAAGGGGGUGGAGUGGUUGACCCGCUAUGGCUAUCUUCCUCCACCAGACCCCAUGGCUGCCCGUCUUCAGACACAAGAAGAACUGGCAAAUGCAAUCAAAAUAAUGCAAAGAUUUGCAGGACUGCCUAUGACUGGACAGCUAGACAGACAGACGCUGCAGAUGAUGAACCGGCCUCGUUGCUCCCUUCCGGACAUUAUUGGUACUUCUGAGUUGAUGCGUCGCCGGCGCAGGAGGAGACGUUAUGCUCUCAGUGACACUGUCUGGAAGAAGAAGGACUUGACGUGGCAUAUUCGUUACUUCCCUCGCUCCUCCAAGUUGUCGCACGAUCACAUCCGGAACCUUCUUUUCUAUGCCUUCCGGGCCUGGAGCAACACUUCAGCCUUGACCUUUCGUGAGGUGCACUCAGAACAAGCCGACAUUCUGGUGGACUUCAGCCGCUCUUACCAUGAAGACGGAUACCCCUUUGAUGGACCUGGAGGCACCCUGGCCCAUGCUUUUUUCCCUGGCGAACACCCCAUUUCUGGUGAUACCCAUUUUGAUGAUGAAGAGACAUGGAUUUAUGACCCAGAGAAUACAGCACCAGGUAGUGGCACAGACCUCUUUGCGGUAGCAGUACAUGAGUUUGGUCAUGCCUUGGGGCUGGCUCACUCUUCAGCCAAGGAAUCCAUCAUGAUCCCCUAUUACCAAGGCCCCGUUGGACUACCCCACCUGUAUCGGCUCCCUCUAGAUGACGCCAUGGGGAUUGAACAAAUUUAUGGUAAGCGCCACCCUGGUUCCCGUCCAGACGGAGACAUCCCAGCAUUACCAGUUCCUACAGUGCCCCCCAUUCCUGACCUACCACCAUACCAGCCUACACAAAACACACGCCCACCAUCACCGAACCGUUGCAAGGCCCAUUUUGAUGCUAUCGCCAACAUCCGUGGGGAAAUGUUCUUCUUCAAGCAAAAACAUUUCUGGAGGAUGCAGCCAAGUCGUAACCUGGUUUCUUUGGAGCCUGCGCAGACACUCAGGUUCUGGAAUGGUCUCCCCCACGACUUCAAGGCCAUCGACGCUGUGUAUGAACGCAUCAAUGACAGUCAGAUUGUAUUCUUUACAGGAUCAUACUACUGGGUUUUCUAUGAGACUCGGGUCAAUCCAGGCUACCCCCGUCCCGUAUCAGAUCUUGGCCUUCCUGCCAACACUGUUGUGGGUGCAGCAUUUGUCUGGCCUCACAAUGGCAAGACAUACUUUUUAGAAAAGAACCAGUAUUGGCGCUAUGAUGAUCAGUUGGGAACCGUGGAAUCAGGGUACCCUAAGUCUGUCAGUCUUUGGGAAGGGGUACCCUCAGAUCUGGAUGAUGUCACUCGCUGGAAUGACGGUAACACAUAUUUCUUCAAGGGGACCCAAUACUGGGAGUUUUCCGGAGGCAACGUGCAGUCAGACGCUGGCUACCCCCGUUCUACCUCCCGAGACUGGAUGUAUUGCCAGGGGCCCUCUACUUCCUCCCCACCAGCUCCCAGGCAUGGAACAGGUGGAGACAAAGGAAUGUGCAUCUGCCACGGGUCUGCAGUGCAACUAGCACCUCUCUCAGCUUGGAUCCUGGCUUUGAUAUGGGUCCUGUGCUGACGAGUCACCAGCCACAAAAACAAUGCACUUUACACACUCAAGGAGGAGAUUGAACUGUGGGAGUGGGGGGGGGGGAAACUCCUGCGAUCAUCCACGCCCACCUUUUGUGGUGUUCCCAUGAAUCCCAUCCUUGAUCUACUAGGAUCCUUUUGGACAUUUCCUCCCUUGGCUCCAUGCUUAGUUUCCUAAAGGGAAAGGUGCUGGGGCAUCAGCCUCCCUGGUGGGCAAAGCUGGCCUGUGAUUUCUCAAUGGUGAACAAAAGGUACUCUGCAGCUGCUCAGAGGCAAUGUUUUUUCUAAUUACUUCCUACACCACAAGGCUGAGUUCCGGCUCCCUCCAAAGCCUGCUCAGCCCGACUAGCCCAUCCAGUUUCAGCUCUCUUACCCACUUACUCUUCACUCGCUCUGCUGUCAUUUCAAGACAAGAUGAAACCCAGAGGUCAUUUUAUCCUGUUAGCAUCACCAACUGAUUUAUUUGCUGCUCCUCCCCAUGAGGAUUUCAGGGAGAGGGAAGUUAUUCCGUCCCCAACGGACUCUGCCCAAGAAAGCCCUGCUUCCUGGUGGCUCUUGCUCUCGCUCUGCAGUGGAAAUUACGUGAAUUCAUUUUGAGGCCAGCCAGUGUUUCUAUAUUAGGUGAACACAAAUCAGUGCUCAAAGAAUCCUGGCUGGAGCUGCAGCUCCCUUUCCGAGCGGUAGUUCUAGGAGCAGACAAGAAGCUUGAUGGAUCAGCUAAUUCAGGUGAUUCAUCGCCAGGAGCAGGUGGCACACCACUGCUCUCAGAAGUUUCUUUCGUAAUAAAAGCCAAAUGGAAAC
Eublepharis macularius is the source of this 2526-nucleotide messenger RNA. RefSeq names its product matrix metallopeptidase 25 (gene MMP25). Gene Ontology annotation, molecular function: zinc ion binding; metalloendopeptidase activity. The record is from RefSeq and is a predicted model, not a curated record. The coding region runs from base 20 to 1714 and encodes 564 amino acids. Gene Ontology annotation, biological process: proteolysis; collagen catabolic process; extracellular matrix organization. Gene Ontology annotation, cellular component: extracellular matrix. The transcript is spliced from 10 exons. Lineage: Eukaryota; Metazoa; Chordata; Lepidosauria; Squamata; Eublepharidae.